AUGGGGAAGAGUAGGAGAAAUGGGUUUGUGGAAACAGAAAGAGAGUGUUGUGAUAUUGGGUUGGGUUUGAUGAUGGAAACCCAUGACCAAUCAUGUAAGAAGAUGAAUCAGAUGGUGAUGGUGAUGCCUCAUCAUGAGCCUCAAUUUUGCAGUGGUGGUUUUGAUGGAGGCACAGCUACACCUUUGUUCUAUCCCACAAGAAACAACAACGCAGUGACUACUGAUAUAUACAAUACUGCCUCCUCUGAUGUUGGUUCAGUUGUGGUGCCAAAGAAUCUGCAGCAGCCUUACUACUAUGAUAGCUUGUCUUUCAGUUCCUCAGGUGGAAUGGUGAAUGUGAAUGUUAGAAUUCCUUUUACUCCAGCACAGAGAGCAGAGCUUGAGGCACAGACUGUGAUUUACAAGUACAUCAUGGCAUGUGUCCCUGUCCCUCAACAAUUACUUCUUUCUAUUACCAACAGUUCACCAAAUGGAGUGAGGAACUCAUCAAGAACAAGAGGAGUGAGAGACAUGUUCGAGGGGUUUUCUAAGAGCUUGGAUCCAGAGCCAUGGAGGUGUAAGAGAACAGAUGGUAAGAAAUGGAGGUGCUCCAGAGACAGAGGAAUUGAUCAGAAGUUCUGUGAGAGACACUGCCACAAAAGACGUUCAAGAAAGCAUGUGGAAUCAAUCCCCAACUUACUCAACAACAACAUCAACAAGAAUGCUAACAUGCUAAGUCCAAGGCCUUCAGCUUUCAAGAAUUACAAUCAAACUCCAUUGUCAAGCUCCAUGGUGACUCCUGCUGCUGCAUCACAUGCCCAACCCAGAGCAUUGGACUGGUUCAUGAAUGGAGAAAGCGCCUCUGUUGCUGUUUCUAACCAAGAAUGGGAGCAAUUGAUGCCAUUCAAGUUAGGCAGCCACACUAGCAAGCGUGACACAGAUGUGGAUUUUCCAAAGCAACAAAAUGAGAGCUCACUCAAUUUGUAUAGGGGUGGUAGCCAAGGUCUACAGAGUCAGAGGUCACAUGACCAUUUGGGAGGAGCUUUAAAUUCAAAUCAGGCACAACAGACAAGGCAUUUCAUUGAUGCUUGGUCCACUGAGAGAGCUGGUAACGGCAUUGAUGAGCUUGGCAAGAGGACGAGGGACUCUGUUCCAUUGAACCAGAAGCUGCCCCUUUCAUCCCUCACUCUAUCAAUGUCUGGUAAGAAUAGUGAAGCCAAUGAAGAAAAUGGAAAUAGGCAAAUGGGUGUUGGGGUUUUGGGUUCAGAGAGACAGAAUGUUACACAAUGGAUGAGCCCACUUUCAUGGAUGAGCUCAACACCUGGUGGACCUUUGGCUGAAGCUUUGUGCCUUGGCAUUGCCAGUUCCACAAGAACAACAUCCACCAAUGGCUGUAGAAACUCAAAUGCAGAUGUUAGACAAGAGUUUGAUUUGAUUAACUGA
Molecule: messenger RNA, 1422 nt
Organism: Fragaria vesca subsp. vesca
Lineage: Eukaryota; Viridiplantae; Streptophyta; Magnoliopsida; Rosales; Rosaceae
Product: growth-regulating factor 8-like
Exons: 4
Coding region: 1-1422 (473 amino acids)
Biological process (GO): DNA-templated transcription; regulation of DNA-templated transcription; developmental process
Cellular component (GO): nucleus
Molecular function (GO): ATP binding
Source: RefSeq, a predicted model, not a curated record